AUGAUACUCCUUCUGAUUCUAAUCGCAGGACCAUUUCCACUCCCUCUUGUCGGAAAGUUUCCGCAAAUUGGAUAUUACGCUUGGAAAAAUGGCGGUUUGGUUGGUGGACUCAAUGAGAUCAAAAUGAAAUACGGGAAAGUUUUCACGUUAUGGAUGGGUCCAAUUCCAACAGUCCACGUGGCUGACUAUGAUGUGGCUUAUGAGACUCACAUCAAGAGAGCUCAUACAUUUGGACACAGAUAUUCGGAAGGUGGAAUGGAUUACAUCAGAGAAGGAAGAGGAAUAAUCGCUUCUGUUGGAGAUUUAUGGGUGGAACACCGACGGUUCGCACUUCACACUUUGAGAAAUUUCGGACUUGGAAGAAAUAUAAUGGAGGAAAAGAUUAUGGAUGAAUACAGAUAUCGAUUCGACGACUUCAAAAAAACACACUGGAAAAAUGAAGCUGUCCAAGUGCAGACUAAUACGUUUUUUGAUUAUCUUGUUGGAUCCAUUAUCAAUCAAUUGCUGGUUUCGGAACGGUUUGAGUACGGCGACCAGGAGUUUGAGAAAUUGAAAAAGUAUCUCACGCAGACACUUGAGAAUCUGUCACUACUUGAUGUGUUUGCACCAUUAUGGCUGUUGAAAUCUGAUUUGAUGAAGUGGAGGACGCAAACUACGCUUGCUCCCUUUGAUUACAUUUUCGGAUUAGUGAAGGAAACCAUACAAAAGCGAGUAGAAACAAUCGAGAAAGGUGAACAUUUUAUCAGUGAGGAAGGUGACGAUUUCGUAGAUGCAUUUUUGAUGAAAAUGAAAAAAGACAAGGAAGACGGCGUAAAUUCUACAUUCAAUCUUGAAUCAUUGUCAGUAGACCUGUACGACCUGUGGUUAGCCGGACAGGAAACCACAUCGACUACAUUAACAUGGGCGUGUGUCUGUCUUCUGAAUCAUCCAAAAGUUAUAGGAAAAAUGAGAAAGGAACUUGGCCAUGUUACUGGAGGAAACAGAAGCAUUUCUCUCACUGAUAGAGCUCACACUCCCUAUUUGAAUGCCACUAUAAAUGAAGUCCAACGCAUCGCUUCAAUUCUCAACUUUAAUCUUCUACGAGUUCUCAAAGAGGAUACUACAAUUGAUGGCCAACCAAUUUCUGCUGGGGCAACAUUCUCCACACAGCUAUGUCUGCUCCAUACCGAUGAGGCAAAUUUUAAGAAUCCCACUGAAUUCCAACCAGAACGAUUCCUCGAAAAUAAUAAUUUGGAGAAAAAACUUAUUCCUUUUGGAAUAGGGAAACGAUCAUGUCUCGGCGAGUCAUUGGCCAGAGCAGAACUGUAUUUGAUUCUUGGAAACCUAAUCAUGGAAUACGAUUUGGAACCAGUUGGUGUGAAGCCAGAAUUGAAAACGCCAUCCCCCUGUGCAAUCAUGAAACGUCCACCAAAUUAUGAUAUUAGAUUUGUUCCGAGAAACAGAUGA
Molecule: messenger RNA, 1446 nt
Organism: Caenorhabditis remanei
Lineage: Eukaryota; Metazoa; Nematoda; Chromadorea; Rhabditida; Rhabditidae
Exons: 6
Coding region: 1-1446 (481 amino acids)
Biological process (GO): xenobiotic metabolic process
Cellular component (GO): cytoplasm; intracellular membrane-bounded organelle
Molecular function (GO): iron ion binding; oxidoreductase activity, acting on paired donors, with incorporation or reduction of molecular oxygen, reduced flavin or flavoprotein as one donor, and incorporation of one atom of oxygen; heme binding
Source: RefSeq, a predicted model, not a curated record